CCAAGUACAAAGACGUAGAUGAUAGAAGAAGUAACUACUGGUCUCAGACAGCGUGAACCUGAGUGGAUUAAAAUGUUUGUAAUUCUGGUUCUGGUUCUGGUUCUGCAGCUUACAGAAAUCAGAGGAACGUUUUCACCCAGAUUUGUUGUCCGAGAUGGAGAUGAUGUCACUCUGCCUUGUGAAAACAUGAGAGAUGAACAGGAUACAUGUGAAAAAACUAACUGGCUGUUCAGUAAUUCACCAGAUGCAUCAGUUACUGUCUCUACUGACAGACAAGUGUCUGGAAAAACGGAAAGAUUGGAGGUGGCGGCUGAUUGCUCUCUGGUCAUAAAGAAUGUCUCACAUGAGGAUGUUGGUUUCUACACCUGCAGAACUUCACAUAUCAAUCAUAAUCAAGAUGCUCAUGCUCAUCUGUUUCUCUUAACAAUGACGGAGAAGAAAGAGGGCGACCAGGUGAAGUUUUCCUGCUUCGUCGCAGCAAAGGAAACGUGCAAACACACGGUGGAGUGGAUGUAUGAGAGGAAAGCUGUGAACGAUACCAUGAUCAUGAAGACAUCCGGAUGUUCAGUUACUGCGGUUAUUCCUGAAAGUUUCCUCAAGAACAAACCAAAAUAUCGAGAGAUGAUUUCCUGCAAAGUGAAGGCUGAUUCCACAGAAAGAGACCAGCUGUUUCCCCUCAGCCCUCAGACAGCCGGAAAUGAUGUAAGCAUGACAAGUGCAGAAGGAAGAAAAGCUAAUGAAACACAGCCUGCAUUGAAAAACGCUUCAACAACCCCAUUAAAUUUGUGGUUAUACGUUGUCGUGUCUCUUGGUUCAGUAGCAUUGAUAGUAACUGUUCUAAUGAUCACUCUGUGGAAACGAAGGGAAGAGGAAAGAUUGAUAAUUCUUCAGGAUGUGGAGCAAAGCCUGAACUCUGCUGUGGUUCUGUCUAGUCCUGGAAACGGUCCAAACAUGGCUGACCCUGAAGAUGAAGUUCUCUACGCCACCAUUUGCCACACAGAAAAGGCAAAAAGUAAAACUUGGGAUGAUGAGAAGCCAGGCGACUCUGUGACCUACAGCUGUGUGAAGGUCGAUUCUCCUGCAGGUUCCUGUGAUCCUGACAGCCUCAACGCAAACCAUCAGCAAAUCACAUGAACAAGAAAUGAAAUAUUUUGCUUCUGAAAACAAAACCUUAUUUAUCAUGAACUUAAACUGUUAUUAAGAUAUUAACUGGAUGCUGGUGUGAUUUAUUUCAGUUGAGUAGUUGGUGUGAAAGUCAGGUUUCAGAUCAUAAUCACAUGUAUCUUGAUUAUGAUGUCCAGGUUAUUAAUUCAGAAAAACAAAUAAUUCAGCAACAUGAUGUGUUUUCUGUAUUGAUCUGAUUUAGUGCUUAAGUCUGACGGUUUAUUUAUUAACUUAUUAAGUAUAUAAAGUAAUACAAAUUAUACAAGUAGGAACAUUGUGCUGUUCAUAGAAGUUAUAUAAAUUGAAUAAAACUAUGGAUGCAUCAGUUAAU
Xiphophorus couchianus (Monterrey platyfish) is the source of this 1495-nucleotide messenger RNA. RefSeq lists its product as uncharacterized. Gene Ontology annotation, molecular function: MHC class II protein binding; protein tyrosine kinase binding. The record is from RefSeq and is a predicted model, not a curated record. The coding region runs from base 19 to 1134 and encodes 371 amino acids. Gene Ontology annotation, biological process: positive regulation of ERK1 and ERK2 cascade; T cell activation; interleukin-15-mediated signaling pathway. The transcript is spliced from 9 exons. NCBI's taxonomy places the organism in Eukaryota, Metazoa, Chordata, Actinopteri, Cyprinodontiformes, Poeciliidae. Gene Ontology annotation, cellular component: membrane raft; external side of plasma membrane.